UCUUUGGUUGUUUAUCAGGAAUAGUGAUUUAGCUCAACUUUAAAUUAAAUUGAUCAUCUUCCACAACAAUACCUCGUAUGCUCUUGAGUCUUGAGAAUCUUCUCCUUUUAUAUGCAUCGGUGAAAUCAUUUAAUUAUCAUUCUAAUAGAACCUUCUACAAGUUGUAUAAGUAUGUGAAUCAUUAAUCUUAUUUUAGAACAUAAUUCACGCUAUUUUUGGAGGUAUGAACUUUCUAAUUCUUCGAAUUCAGAUAUGCAGAUAGCUUUUACUCCAAAAAAAAGGAGAUAGCUGGAUUAAAAUCCUCCCAUAUAAUAAUAAUAAUAAUAAUAAAGAUAGUUGGAUUCAUUAUUAUAUACUUAUAACUAUUAGAGCAGAAAAAUUUAAUGGCCAUUGAAUAGCUAGCCUUAACUUCUACCAAAUCAAUUGGCCUACUAAUGAAGGACUCAACUAACAAUUUAGCAUUGAUUCUUUUCACCUAAAUCAUGGAUAGAUCAACAGUUCACAGACCCUUAUUUAUCAUCAACACCAAUCGUAAGUAACUAAAGCAUAAUUCGAAAUUAUAACACAGUUUAACUUCACAUGAAAAUGGAGUCAGAAACAACAAAGCACAUCCUCCUCCUCCCAUACUUAGCUCAAGGCCACCUCCGCCCUUUCCUCCACCUUGCUCACCGCCUUCACUCUCACACUCCUUUCACCAUCUCUCUCCUCACCACCCCUCUUAAUGCUGCCAAUCUUCGCCGCCUAAAUGAUAAUAUUGAAAUCAACAUCAAUGAGCUUCCCUUUAACAGCUGCGACCACGGCCUCCCUCCUAAUACUGAAAACACUGACAAACUCCCCUUAACCUCAAUCAUCACUCUAUUCUAUGCCUCCACCUCUCUUGAACCGCAUCUCCGCGACUAUCUCACGCGCCACCAUCUUCACAGCCCACCUGUGUGCAUUAUCUUUGACAUUUGUUUUGGUUGGGCUGACAAUGUGGCCCGAUCAUUCGGGUCCAUUGGAAUUGGUUUUAACACUAGUGGGGCCUAUGGCGUAGCGGCAUAUGUCUCCAUCUGGAAUCAUCUUCCUCAUCGAAAUGUCUCUGAUGACGAGGAAUUUUUGGUUCCAGGAUUCCCCGAAAACCAAAAAUUUCAACGGAAUCAGCUUCACCGGUUUUUAGAUACUGCUGACGGUUCUGAUGAUUGGUGUAGGUUUAUUCAGCUCCAGCUUAGAUUGUCUAUGAAGUGUUCUGGGUGGUUGUCUAAUACCGUUGAGGAAAUUGAACCUUUGGGAUUUGAAAUUCUGAGGAAUGUAAUAAAAAUACCCGUUUGGGGAAUCGGACCUACAAUUAUGACAUCUUCUUCAAAUGAUAAUGAUGAAGCUUGUUUAGAGUGGUUGAACCAAUGCAAAAAAGAAUCUGUUUUGUACAUUUGUUUCGGGUCACAGAACACUGUGACUCCAGCGCAAAUUAUGGAACUAGCAAAAGGAUUAAAAGAAAGUAUCGUUUCAUUCUUAUGGGUAAUCCGUCCACCACUUGGGUUUGAUUUCAAUGGGGAGUUUAAACCCGAAUGGUUGCCGGAAGGGUUUGAGGAGAGGAUGAGGGAGAAGAAACAAGGGAAGUUGGUACGAAAAUGGGCGCCUCAAUUGGAGAUUUUAAAGAAUGAAGCAAUAGGGGGAUUCUUGAGUCAUUGUGGGUGGAAUUCGGUGGUGGAAUCUUUAACAGAGGCGGUGCCGAUAAUAGCAUGGCCCUUGGCGGCUGAGCAAGCGUAUAACUCAAAGAUGUUGGUGGAAGAGAUGGGGGUUGCGGUUGAGUUGACGAGGGGUUUGGAAGGGGAGGUAAAGAAAGAGAAGGUGAAGAGGGUAGUAGAGAUGGUGUUGGAUAGAAGUGAGGGGAGUUGUGGGUGGGAGAUGAAGAAGAAGGCUGUCGAUAUCGGGGAGAAAAUGAGGGAUGCUCUGAAAGUGGAGGGAGAUUACAAGGGGUCUUCUAUUAGGGCAAUGGAAGAUUUUUUAGAGUUCAUAGUUUCCUUCAGGGGUAAGGAAGUGGCAUGAGCUUAGCGAGCUCCGUUAAUAUGUGAACAAUAUGUGUCAACAUGUGUGAUGGACAUGCCAAUUUAAAUUCACUCUGUAUUGAGUGAUUAAGUAGGAUUGGCAUGUUCUUCUUUAUGUUAUAUGUAGGUAAUUUUAAUAAGUAUGUGUCAAGUAGUUUAUGAUCUCAAAUUCUCAAUGUUGCUUAACAUGAAUACAAUCUCUUUGCAUUGAAACCUAGCCUACACCAAGUUAAAAUGAUAAAUUGGAAUUAUGUAUUGUUGUGGUGGAAAUGAACACCGCACUUAUGAAUUGCGGCUUCUUAGCCAAACUUUUUUUUCAUCAUAUAUAUACUGUUAUCCUACUGUUGUUCAUGAGAAGAAAUCGCGAAAGAUGUACUCGACUGCCUUGGUGUUCUGGAUGGUGGGAUGUUCAUAUGCUGCUGUCAGCACCCUGAAGUGAUAUGUGCGUCUCAGAUCUUGUGUCGACACAGUGAAUCUAGAAUUAACUACCUUAAAUAUGUUCGAUGUAAUUUGUGAGGUGAAGAGAUACUAGCUAUCUGGAAAAAUAGAUGAGACACGUUACCAGAACGAAGCUAUGUUAUGGCCAAGGAUGGCUCCUCUCCCCCCCCCCCCUUUUUUUUUUUGAGCUUGGUGUACAGUACUGCAAUUAUUUCAUUUUCUUAAUGGGACUAUGGAAGUUACUAAUUAAUGGACUCCCUAUAAAAAUUAUCUAGCUUGACGUUUGAGACAAACCAUGGGACUGAAAAGUAGAUACUCGAUGUGCGUCGAGCCGUCGAAAGUUGAGUGCAUCCCAUAUCUAAGUGAUCAAGCUUCCAUAGUUCAAUAGAGCUUGAAAGCUUUGAAAGUGUGUAGUUACGGUUGAGUGAAAGUAAAUUUAAUGUGAUUCAGCAACGUGACUAUUGUUUCUGGAUGAAAGGAGUUCUAUUUUGAAAGGCCAAAAGUUGUCUUUGGUGUUAUUAUGAAGAUUUAUGUCGUGGGCAUUUCAACCUAAACAUCUACAUUACCUAGCUACGUGUUGAAGUUA
Messenger RNA from Beta vulgaris subsp. vulgaris (sugar beet), 3048 nucleotides. RefSeq names its product UDP-glycosyltransferase 92A1. NCBI's taxonomy places the organism in Eukaryota, Viridiplantae, Streptophyta, Magnoliopsida, Caryophyllales, Amaranthaceae. Bases 580 to 2025 code for a protein of 481 amino acids. The record is from RefSeq and is a predicted model, not a curated record. Gene Ontology annotation, molecular function: UDP-glycosyltransferase activity. The transcript has a single exon.